Messenger RNA from Cydia fagiglandana, 1683 nucleotides. RefSeq names its product zinc finger protein 98-like. Bases 24 to 1391 code for a protein of 455 amino acids. Gene Ontology annotation, biological process: regulation of transcription by RNA polymerase II. Lineage: Eukaryota; Metazoa; Arthropoda; Insecta; Lepidoptera; Tortricidae. The transcript is spliced from 7 exons. The record is from RefSeq and is a predicted model, not a curated record. Gene Ontology annotation, cellular component: nucleus. Gene Ontology annotation, molecular function: DNA-binding transcription factor activity, RNA polymerase II-specific; zinc ion binding.
AUUAAAGUUUUCAACUUUUCAUAAUGGAUUUGUGUAGAACCUGUCUUAUAACUCCGGCCAAUAAGACUAUGUUGGACCUGGAAAGGGAUAUAAAUGUUGACAACAAAAACUACUUCGAAAUCAUGGCGUUUUGUUUAGAUAUUGAGGUAGCACAAGACUCAAAAAUUACAACGAAUCUAUGUAAUACCUGCUACAGAAAAAUAAUUUCGUUUUACGAGUUUAAGGCUCUAUCUUUAAAAAAUGAUGCCUACUUGAAAUCUUUGAACCCAGUCAUAUCGGAUGAGGAUCAUAAACUAUCAGUGUAUGUUAAUGAAAAUGGAAUAAAACAGGAGAAACCCUUGGAAACUGAUGACUAUAAUAAUUGUAUCGUUGAAGAGUACAGCGCAGAAAUAAAAAUAGAAAUAGAAGUGAAAAAUGAAGUCAAAUUUGGAAAUGAAGAUGUUAAGAAUGAAGAGCAAUUAGAAGACAUUGAAAUGGAAGCUCAGGAUGACACAUUGGAAGAUAUAGAGUCGGACACACAGCCAUGGAGUGUGGUUAAAAAAAUAAAAAAUGAAAAUACCAGCCAAAGUACAGUAAACAUAAGUAAAAAACCUGAAUCUAAACCAGAGUACCAAAUCUGCGGGGAAUGUGGCAAACUGGUCCGUGACCUCAAGCGGCACUCGGUCCUCCACAAGCCUAAAGAUGAGCGGAAGAUGUAUCCCUGCAAGGUGCCAGGCUGCCCUAAGCUCUUUUUCACCGUGAGGGGUCGGUCAUAUCACUACAAAAGUAUACAUUUAGGUUUAAAGGUUAAAUGUGAAAUCUGUAGUAAAGAGGUAACACACUUGAAAGCGCACAAAUUGCGCGCCCACAACCAAACCGCACUCCCGCACGGUUGCCCGACGUGUGGCCGCCGCUUCAUCUCGCGGUCGAUGCUCGCCGCGCACAUGAUCUCGCACACAGAGAUCCAUGCGUUUGAGUGCCAUGUCUGUCAGAAGAAAUUCCGCUCCAAGCAUUAUGUGUUGACGCAUAUACGGCAGGUCCAUGAGAAAGAGAGAAAUUACCAAUGUGAAUUUUGUUCAAAGGCUUUCUUCAGUAAAGCUCUCCUUAAUGAACAUUUAAGAAUCCACACAUAUGAGCGGCCAUACAAGUGCGAAGAUUGCGGCAGAGCGUUCACCGGGAGUUCCGCGUGGAAGAAACAUCGCUUGAUACACUCGGACGAGAAGAAGAUCCACUGCCAACUGUGCGACAAAAGCUUUAGGAAUACGGGGGACCUUAAAUCGCACAUGGUGUCCCACACAACGGAGAAACCCUACCCGUGCGAUCACUGCAGUAUGUCCUUUAAACGCUCCGACCACCGCAAACGUCACGAGUUCACCGCGCACCAGAAAAAACAAAACGUGUCAAAAGAUUGAACAUCUUAUCUCCAAGGAAGAAGGUUGAAACUCCUUCGAACCCCACAACCCAGUGAGCACUGAACACUAGAAAAGCGUGCAGCCGACUGACUGACCCUAUUACAACGCGUCAAGGCUCAAAUUCGGACAGCGGUUGUUAAUGUUGUUAUACAAAUAAGCAGAGUUGAAAUAAUUGUAUUCAUUUAUUAGUAACAUUAGUAAAAUAUUAAGUUAGGUAUAAUAGAACUACAUGUACAAUUUUAAUAUCCUUAAUACCACUUAAUUAAUUUGAAUUAUAUUUUCUACGCUCAAA